GAUCCUCCAGACUCCGGAACACGCAGAGCCACAUUCUCUCGAGAGUUUCUUUUCUGGCUUUUAUUUGCAGCCUCUCUUUUGAACUAGAACUGUAAUAGCAAUCAGCGAAAUCUAAUAUUUCCAUCACAAUGGCUGCAGUUCCUGGUCCCGUUUACGGCCUUGAGGUCCCGGCUGGGGAGAUCUUGAUCCCGGCCAACUUGGAAUUCCCUGCUUCUUUCCGUAUCACCAUGGCCGCUUUGGACCCUAAUGCGGAGCCCGAUGUUGAUGAUUCCAAGAAUGCCCCCUCCAUCCCUCGGUCAACUCUGCGUCUGGUCAAGCGCGCUUUCUCCAGCUACGAGGACGAGUACAACGAGGACGAGGACGAUGAGCUCAGCGAGGAAUACAUGAGUGCUCUUCUCGGAGGCUCUGAUGACGAGGAUGAAGAGGCCAAUGGUGGCCCUAGCGACCUCUCCAAGGCUAAGAAGCAGAAGCAGGCCGCUGCCAUCAAGAAGCUUCUGGAGGCUGCCAAUGGCGUUGGCUCUGAUGACGAGGAGAUGGAGGAUGCUGAGGCCAAGCCCAAGAAGGGCAAGAAGGCUGCCCCCAGCGCCAAGGGCAAGGGCAAGGCUGUUGUGGAAGAGGAAGAAGACUCUGAGGAGGAGGAGGAUGAGGAGGACGAGGACGACGACAGCGAGGCAGGCGAUCUUGAGAACUUUGUUGUCUGCACUCUCGAUACUGAGCGGAACUACCAGCAGCCUCUGGAUAUCACUGUUAACCAAGGCGAGAAGGUCUUCUUUGUUGUCUCAGGCACACACACUGUUUACCUCACUGGCAACUACAUCAUGGACGAUAUGGAGGGAGACGAAGAUGAGGAUGAAGAUGACUACGACCUGUCUCCUGACGAGCUGGAAUACGGCCUGGGUGAGGAUGAUAGCGAAGAGGAGAGCGACGACCUCGACGAUCUUGAGGAUCCUCGUGUCGCCGAGAUCGAGUCCGACGAGGAAGUCCCCAAGCUGGUUCCUACCGACAGCAAGAAGGGCAAGAACAAGCGUUCUGCCGAAGAAGCCGAGGGCCUUGACGAGCUGAUCUCCAAGGCUUCCGAGUCCAAGCUCUCCAAGAAGCAGCAGAAGAAGCUCAAGAACAACAAGGGUGAGGCUGUUGCCGCUGAGGAGAAGGAUGAGGCCAAGAAGGACGCCAAGAAGGUCCAAUUCGCCAAGAACCUCGAGCAGGGCCCCACUGGAUCAACCAAGCCGGCCGGCAAGUCUUCUCUCGGCGUCAAGAAUGUCCAGGGUGUUACCGUUGAUGACCGCACAAUCGGCAAGGGCCGCACCGUCAAGAACGGCGACACCGUUGGUGUCCGCUACAUUGGAAAGCUCCAGAACGGACAGCAGUUUGAUGCCAACAAGAAGGGCAAGCCCUUCUCUUUCAAGAUCGGCAGGGGCCAGGUCAUUAAGGGCUGGGACGUCGGUAUUGUCGGCAUGGCUAUCGGCGGUGAACGACGACUGACCAUCCCUGCUCACCUGGCUUACGGCUCUAAGAGCUUGCCUGGCAUUCCUGCCAACAGCCAGCUGACUUUCGAUGUCAAGCUCCUGGAGAUCAAAUAAGUCAAGAACCAAAAGUCGAUUUUAAACUUGGGACCGGCGUUGGAUGAUUUCUGCGGCUGCGUAUAUUAAUUCUUCAUCUCUACCCGAAACUGGACAUGGUUCAAUAUAAUUUGGCGUUUCCUUUCAACUGCCGCUCGAGGACAAAAGCGCCUGGAGCCGUAGGCUGGUGCAAGAGGCGUGAGGGAUUGUGCGAUGUCACACCCGAUAUGGCAUGCGAGUCCAGGUGUGAUUAACAUGGGUGAUGAUCUGGGAUUGUUUGAAAGAUGGGAGCAUUAUGCGAAAUGGGCAAAUGCUAGUCCUUGCAUUAUAUAUUGCAGCCGUCACUAAAAGAAUUGGGACGGCUCUGCUAUGGUUCGAUGAAGGCGAUUUAGACGUCUAUACAGUACAAUAUAUCACUAUAACAUCAUCAACAAGCUUCUUGUUGCCAUUGUCUCUUGCCUUUCUCAUAGUUAAAUCGUUCAUGUAUCUAUGACCUAGAAAGAGAGAGAACUGCUGAAAUCUCUAGAUGCGAGCUCUCUUAUCGAUCUGGCUUUUUGAUAUAGGUAAGCUGCGAAAAGAGCGAUCGACAAAUUCCCGUAAACACGGAAAGAGCGUGUGAUGGAUGGACAGCUCCUUAUUUAGUCCCCUGCCGCUCUCUUCUCACACUUUCAACUCUCUUCAUCUUCUAUUCUCUCCUUUUCUUCCCACCGCGUCUCCCGUCAAUAUUUGCGACGCCGGUUCUCGUUCAUUCAUUAAAUGCUAGAUUUUAUAUCAACAAG
Molecule: messenger RNA, 2338 nt
Organism: Trichoderma atroviride IMI 206040
Lineage: Eukaryota; Fungi; Ascomycota; Sordariomycetes; Hypocreales; Hypocreaceae
Cellular component (GO): nucleolus; chromatin
Molecular function (GO): peptidyl-prolyl cis-trans isomerase activity
Source: RefSeq, a predicted model, not a curated record